AUGUCUUCGCCGAAUUGGCUCAAGCGUCAGAUGAAUAUGGAAGUAGUUUGGGAUGCAAAAGAAUGGAAGGUUGCCCCGAAUCUCAUAACCAACGCAGGGGGUGGAGGGCGGAAGGGCGGCGGAAAGUCUGGUUCAGGGAAGCCAGGGAAUAAAAAUGGCUCUAAUCCCAAGAACGAAUCUAAACCGGCCGACAAGCCCACUGACAAGCCUAAAUCGGAUGAUAAGCCGAAAUCAACUACAAAAGAGGAACCGAAAUCUACUACGAAGGACAAGCCAACCACCACGGAGGAAAAACUGAAACAGACAACCACCAAUAAACCAAAUUCGACCACUAGGGAUAAGCCAACUACGAAAUCCAGUGAUGGACCAACGACAACAUCGAAACCUAAGUCUGCAACCUCCACCCACAGCAAGCCAACGUCUGACGGCGAGGCACACCGUUCUUCACCUACUACGAGCCACUCUAGGUCAGCAUCUAAAGAUGGCAAUGCAGGGACAUCAUCCACAAUAAAGCCUGGACCAACUACUACGGAUCACCCUGGAGUUUCUUCUACAAGCUCUCUCAAAACUAGCUCCACAAAGCAUAGUAGCACCCAGGCAUCAUCAACUACGACUCAGGGGCGGCCAACCACUUCUCCAAUCUGUAAGCCUGGAAAAGGGGUUGGUGGGUGCUCAGCAUGUUCCAAUGUACAAGCAUGGCCGCCGGGAUAUUUCAAAGAGGAGGAUAGAGGUGAAGAAGAAGAUGAAGAAGAAGUUGUACACCUUGCAAUCAGAGGAACUGGUUUCUUUGGGUGGGAGUCUCAUUCGUUAGAGAGAAGGGCAAAGACAUCUACAACUUCGACAAGCACUCCAAGCUCAACGAGCGGAAGUCUGACUGCAACCAGCAGUACCUCAGCACCAACCGGCAUACCCACUCCUCCGGUCCUUAGACCCAGCAAAAAUGGAAAAAAGGUGCAGUUCUGUGACUUGGUUACCAACACGGCACCUUAUCCAGGUCCUGCUAAACUAAUAGGGAAUAUGAAUGUUGGGACGAAUAUUAUUUUUUCCCUCAAAAACCCAAAAGAGUGUGGAGAUUUUGAAAUUCGAAGACGUCUGAACUCACUCUAUAAGACUGAUUAUAAAAUGUUAAAUUCCCCAAAGCACAACCCCAAUUACGGGCUUGCAACCGAACAUGUCUUGGAAACUCAGCUUAUUAGCCUCUUCUCUGAGGAAAUAUCUAAACAAGCAGGGAAGAUGUUUAUUGACCCUUCUGACAAAUCAGGUCUCAAAAUGGUGGACUUUUGCACGUACAUGACAGCUUACUGGGCCGACAGCAACAAGAACUUCCUCCCGGAGAUCGGAGGAGUUUCUAAGCUUGGUGUACAAUGGAUUGCAGAUCAAUUCCCUAUCACCAAAAGCUGGUUAGAUGAAUUCUUUUUACUUCCUGGUGCACCAAAUGGGAUCAAAGGAAGAGCAUGGGGUAACGAUAAAAUUUUUGUCGAUGACAUGGAGAACUCAGUCAACAACAGAGAUUUUCUCACAAAGAAUAUGCUUCAAGAAUCAGAAUUGGUCAAGGCUAUUAUCAGAUUUAAAGAUGUCAUGUUCGCUUAUAAGUAUAUGGCUAUGAAGGAUGUCGGAACCGUGUUCAAUAAACAAGUACAACGGAUUUCAGAUAUUCUCACGGAACUUGACAAAGCAACCGCAAGAAUUGAAUUUGAAAAGAAAUCCACAACGGUUUUCCGCAAUUACAGGCAUCAGGGCCUUGGAAAGAAAUGGGACAAAUGGAUAAAAGAGCGCACUGAAAAUACCAUCAAAAAGAUUGAGAUGUUUUUUGAUGACCAGUAUGGCCAUUAUAUCAAGGCUCGUGCUGAAUUGGAAAAGGAGCUUAAGGCGGCAAUCAAGUCUGCAGAAGACGAGGAGAAAAAGAACAAGGGCAAGAAACUGAAUGCUCAGCAGCUAAAGGACGCCGAUGCGAAGAAAAGAGAGCAUGAAGCACAAAAAGAAAGAUACGAAACUGUUAUUAAGUACCUUCAGAACCUGGAGAAGUCUUACACAAGUAUGAAGAAGUGGAAGAACCCACUGUAG
This is a messenger RNA of Trichophyton rubrum CBS 118892, 2064 nucleotides long. RefSeq lists its product as uncharacterized. Bases 1 to 2064 code for a protein of 687 amino acids. The transcript is spliced from 4 exons. The record is from RefSeq and is a predicted model, not a curated record. Lineage: Eukaryota; Fungi; Ascomycota; Eurotiomycetes; Onygenales; Arthrodermataceae.